AUGGGAAUUCAAGGCACAGAAGUUGCCAAAGAGAGCUCAGAUAGUGUGAUCAUGGAUGACAACUUUGCAUCAGUGGCCACAGUUUUGAAAUGGGGAAGAUGUGUUUACAAUAACAUCCAGAAGUUCAUCCAAUUCCAGCUCACUGUCAAUGUUGCUACUCUUGUGAUCAACUUUGUAGCAGCAGUUUCAGCAGUUGAAGGGAACCAUCCGCGUGCACCCAUCAGUAUCUUGAAGGAAGGAAGCCCCCAGGCUGGAUGCAUAGGGGUUGAAUAA
Molecule: messenger RNA, 273 nt
Organism: Prunus armeniaca (apricot)
Lineage: Eukaryota; Viridiplantae; Streptophyta; Magnoliopsida; Rosales; Rosaceae
Source: the annotation of a GenBank genome assembly